GUAAACUAUCACGCUCCACCUCGGGGCGGUGCAAGUUGUCCUAAUCUCAGAACUGCAGCCCUUGUCCCUCGUGUUUAAAUAACAGGACCAGAAUUCUUCACUAUCGGGUGGAUACGAUUUCGCCACGCUUGCUUCUCUAUCCAUACCCUUCCAGUGAGUCCGUCGACGAGGCCCCAUAUACAAGUUACCCAAACAACAUGAGCAUCCCGGGCGAGUUUGGUGUUAUGCUCGUCGGGGGUUUGGUUUCCGCCAUGUUAUAUGGUAUAACGAUUCUCCAGACCUAUGUGUAUUACAUGCACUAUUCUGAGGAUUCCUCCAUCAUGAAGUUCAUCGUUGCUGCCAUAUGGAUCCUUGAUACCUCACACCUGUUAAUCAGUGAGUGCCUGGUGCGCCCACGUGAAUGCAUGGCUAACGGGCAAUUACCAUAGCGCUCAAUCGCUGCAGAUAACCAAUUAUGGCGACCUGAUGAGCUUGGAGUAU
This is a messenger RNA of Pisolithus orientalis, 480 nucleotides long. RefSeq lists its product as uncharacterized. The transcript is spliced from 6 exons. NCBI's taxonomy places the organism in Eukaryota, Fungi, Basidiomycota, Agaricomycetes, Boletales, Pisolithaceae. Bases 198 to 428 code for a protein of 76 amino acids. The record is from RefSeq and is a predicted model, not a curated record.